This is a messenger RNA of Cuculus canorus (common cuckoo), 3076 nucleotides long. It is a transcript of the gene RNF2, whose product is annotated as ring finger protein 2. The record is from RefSeq and is a predicted model, not a curated record. Bases 124 to 1134 code for a protein of 336 amino acids. Gene Ontology annotation, cellular component: ubiquitin ligase complex; PcG protein complex. NCBI's taxonomy places the organism in Eukaryota, Metazoa, Chordata, Aves, Cuculiformes, Cuculidae. The transcript is spliced from 7 exons. Gene Ontology annotation, molecular function: chromatin binding; ubiquitin protein ligase activity.
AGCCCCGGCCAUGAAUAUGUAACUCGGCGGGUUUCCCGAGCUCCAUUGCGGAGCCGCCGCUGCCAUAUUGUGGUGCCGGGGCUGCGGCGCAGCGCGGGACUGCGGGGCUGCGAGCGGCCAGCCAUGUCUCAAGCCGUGCAGACCAACGGGACACAGCCCUUAAGCAAAACAUGGGAGCUCAGCUUGUACGAAUUGCAGAGAACGCCCCAGGAAGCGAUCACCGAUGGCUUGGAAAUAGUGGUGUCGCCCAGGAGCCUGCACAGUGAGCUGAUGUGUCCCAUCUGCUUGGAUAUGUUAAAGAACACCAUGACAACAAAAGAGUGUUUGCAUCGCUUCUGCGCUGACUGCAUCAUCACAGCCCUCAGGAGCGGCAACAAAGAAUGUCCCACGUGUCGCAAGAAGCUGGUUUCAAAAAGAUCGCUGAGACCAGAUCCCAAUUUUGAUGCUCUCAUCAGUAAAAUUUAUCCAAGCCGAGAUGAAUAUGAAGCUCAUCAGGAGAGAGUGCUAGCGAGAAUCAGCAAGCACAAUAACCAGCAAGCGCUAAGUCACAGCAUUGAGGAAGGAUUAAAGAUUCAGGCUAUGAACAGGUUACAGAGGGGCAAGAAGCAGCAGAUCGAGAAUGGCAGUGGAGCGGAAGACAACGGCGACAGUUCUCACUGUAGCAAUGCCUCAACACACAGCAAUCAGGAAGCGGGGCCUAGUAACAAGAGGACCAAAACAUCGGAUGAUUCCGGGCUCGAACUGGACAAUAACAACACAACAGUGGCAAUAGACCCCGUAAUGGAUGGUGCUAGUGAGAUCGAAUUAGUCUUCAGGCCUCACCCCACCCUCAUGGAGAACGACGACAGUGCACAGACGAGAUACAUCAAGACCUCAGGCAAUGCCACCGUGGACCACUUGUCCAAGUACCUCGCGGUGAGACUGGCGCUGGAGGAGCUUCGCAGCAAAGGAGAGUCGAACCAGAUGAACCUUGACACGGCCAGUGAGAAGCAGUACACCAUUUACAUCGCUACUGCCAACGGGCAGUUCACUGUAUUAAAUGGGUCAUUUUCCUUGGAACUGGUCAGUGAGAAGUACUGGAAAGUGAACAAACCCAUGGAACUGUACUAUGCGCCAACGAAGGAACAUAAAUAAGCUGCGCUUGCAAACGGAGACGGGACUAACUCUUUUUAUAGCUCUGACUUUAAUAUUAAAAGAAGGCACCACCAUUAUCUUCAUGGACAGUACAUGCGAUGCCUUCAGGCUCUCUCAGUAUACUUAUUAACAUGACUAGACAGUAUUCUGGGUUGUAUUUAAUUUAGUCUUUGGUUUGGGUUAUUGGUUUUUCCCUAGGAGACUAAAUGCCCUUCUCCAGUGCAUUCCAGUGUUUGACAUGCUUUUUUUGUUCCUAAUGCAUGAUAACUGAACGAGUGUUCUGGUUUGGAGUGUCUUAAUUUUGUCCAGGUCAAUCUGGAUUUCUAAUACAUUUGACACAGUUAUCGUAGCCUCUGUGAAGUACUGAGCGUUGGAUGGCUGUCAGUCUAUUCAAUAGUAGCGUAUGCCAUGGAAUGUGUUAAAUGUUGUAAUUUGCUAAUGGUUAUCCUAAAAGACUGGGAGAGAAUUGAUUUCUGAUAGUCUUGCAGCUAAUCUGAUUCCCUGGAAUAGUGUUAUUAAUUGUUUUCUUGUGAACAAAGAGAGCUGCAGUGAGAAAACUGACACUUUAAAGCCUUGCUUCAGUGCAAGAUGGUUGAUGAGAUUCAGAUUGGUUUGAUUUUCAACGCAUCUUUUGGUCACCCCCCCCCCCCCCCAAAACAACCCAAACCCAGAACUCUGCCCACUGCAGCCUGAACCGAACAAAGUUCUACAGCCCUACUCUCUUUCUCCUGAGAACAGAUCUUUACUGUGAAUGUAUUGGAAUGUUCUUUAAAGAACUGUCCUGAAAACCUUUUUGUUUUUUUCUCCUUAAAACAAAUCCCUGAAAUUCCCGCACAUGGACAGAACAUGGAAAUUCUUUGCUGUAUGGAAUUCGUGCCACCCCAGCUGUGAGUUUAUCCAGGCGCAGUGGGAGUAGGGAGGACUUUGUAGCUGCUCAAAGAUUCUCUUUCCUUUUUCCUUUACCAUAGCUUUAACUAAGGUGGCUCAGCACUUUGGAAGACAAUUUUAGUACUUGACAAAGUUUACCAUUUAGUGUCUUAAAUGUAGGUUCAAGUUUUAAAACUAGGCAGUAGGCUGUUGUGCAGAGGCCGGAAGGUGCCGAUCGUUGCAUGUUACAUCCCGCUGCCCUCGCACCGGACCUCGCUGUUGCUUGCCCGGGAUUCUCGUCAUUGUCCUAAGGGGAAUAAUGGCACCCGGAGUUCCCUUGAAGGUCAGACUUGAAGCCUUCACUCGUUUGCACCUGAGGCCAGAAGCAAAAUAUUGCUAUGGUAGGUGAGAAGUAAUGCACUUCAGACCAUACAGUGUUGCUCCUUCUUGGUCUUGCCUGCAGUUAAGACUGUUUUUGGCACGUGGUACCCAAGUAUUCAGCUGCUCGGGGAUUCUCCUGGAAAGGAAUUCCCUUCCUUCGCUUCCAUCUUUCAGACAUAGCACUUGUAAAUGUGUCCCUUCCGCCCGCUGUCUCAGAUCAGCUUUAUCCCCUUGUGAAAACUGCACAGGCUUCUUUGAGUAACUUAAUUAUUUUCUCUUCCUGGAGGUUUUGUGACACGAAAGGGAAGUUUCCAGGCCCCCAAAUGUAGAGGGGGCCGCGUGUAAGGAAAUGCGUUAUUCCUGGCUUUCUGGUGAAAUGUUGCGUUGUUUAGACUAGUAGUGCAUGAAUAGAACGCGGGGGGUGGGGGAGCAGCGGCGAUAAAUGCUUUACCGUUUAUGGGGAGACUCCUAGAGUAGUUGCAGCAUCCCUUCCCGUUGUGAUAGCUGAGGUAACGUCCAGUCCCCUUGAGCAAGAGAGGUGUUUGUGACGCCGAGCAGUCUGUCUGUCCCUUUGUCCCCAGUCCUUGAAAAAGCGUGGGAGAAUGUGAAGCUCUUAUUUUCAUGUUGUAGUGAAUUUACUGAAUAUUUAUGUUCUUUAAAUAUUAUAUAUAUAAAAUGUAGUCGUUUGAUUAAA